CCCUCCCUCCCUGCAGCCGCCGCCCGCCCGCGCGAGAAAGGUCAGGCCCGAUUAGCCUGCGACGGCGCUGUGCUGCUGCGUCGAGGCGACGGGUCAAGUCUCGCCGUCGAACCCCGUCCCCCGUGCCCGCGACCGCACCCUUGCCGCCGCCCCUUCUUCCUCUGCUCCGGCCUCCGGCGUUCCCCUUCCCCCUCGGCGCCAAGGAAGAGAGGGUUCACAGUCGCCCGCUCGCUCCUCGCCUGUACCCAUCGCGCGUGCAGCCGGUGAGGGGCUCGUGGGCGGGCGCUACGUGGGAGGAGAACUUGGGAUCCGCCAGCAUCCAGCAACGGAGGAGGACGGGAGAAAUCCUCUUGCUCUCCCAGUUCGGUUGUUCCCCGCGAUUGCCGGCUACCGGCGCCUUCAGCUGUCCGCGAGUUGAGUGCCCGCCACCUGUUCGACGGAAUGCUCGAGAUGGCUACUGCGAGUGACAGUGACCCUUUUGGAGACCUCCCCGACGAGCUCCUAUCGCGCGUGCUCUCCUUCCUUCCGGCAGAGAAUGCCGUGCAGACCUGUGUGCUCGACACCCGGUGGCGCGACCUCUGGAGGCGCUUGACCAGCUUGCUGUUCGUCUUUGAUGGGCCAACGUUUCCGCGAUACAACCGUUUCAAACAGUUGGUGAAGCUGCUCAUCUGUCUCCGCGGGAACUCGCCUCUCGUCAGGUGCGAGAUCGACGCCUACCCUGAUGAUGGGCCGGAGAACACGUUCACAAACACCAGCCUGUUGAUUGAUUACGCUCUGGCGUGCGAAGCUGAGGAACUCAUAGUAAGAGCAGCUGACAUUCAGUAUGACCUACCAGUGUUCGAUGUGCCUCUGAGUCUCAUCUCCCAACACUUGAAGACCCUGCACCUUGAAGGGGUCAACCUCGAUCACUCUGCUUUGAACUUCUCACGCUGCCUGGUGUUAGAGGACCUAAGGAUUCAACUUUGCAACAUUCGUGCAUGUGAGAUAUCAUCCAUGUCACUAAAGCGCAUGUGCAUCACCGACUACUGUUCUCUACCUGACAUUGUGCGCCUUCGGAUUUGUGCCCCGAGUCUUAUCUCACUGCAGUUAGAGGAUUUUGAAGGCCUGACACCUUUCCUUGAAAACAUGCCAUUGCUAGAAACAGCCCAUGUUAACCUUGAAGAUGGAUGCCAUGAUCACUGUCGCAGUAAUCAGGGGGUUUGUGAUAAUAUUGUCUGUGGUUGUCAUGCUUAUCCUGUCAAGGAGGGGGUGCUUCUCAAUGGUUUGUCCAAUGCUGCCAAGUUGGACUUGAUAGCUUUACCUAAAAUGUUUCUGUACAGAUGGGAUUUGAAAUGGUGCCCUGUCUUUGGCAAAUUAAAGACUCUGUUACUCAAUGAGUGGUUUACGACUGUUGACCUUGUUUGCAUUCUCGGACACUCUCCAGUUCUGGAGAUACUCACUCUUCAGCUUGAUAACACCGAGAAAAUUGUAGGAGCAACAGGAGCCCAAGAAACAAAAACGCAAUCAUUUGUGUGUGCAUGCCUUAAGUCCGUUCACGUUGAAUGUGAAGAGGUUGAUGAGGGAGUUCUUGCAAUUCUGAAUAUCUUAAGUACAUGUGGGAUACUUCGUGAGCAGAUUAUCAUCAAGGAGGAUCCACAUACGGACUCAGAUUGUGAUGGACAGUGUUGUGUCACAUUGCCAACUCUGUCAAAGGGCAUGUUUGAUUCUUUGUGCAAAGGAGGGACUGUGCCGGGAGAUCUUGGACACAACACUCUUGAUGCGAUUCAGAAUGGCUCCGAACUUGUUCCUCCACAUUGCCAACUCCGUCAAAGGGCAUGAUCGAUUCAUCGUGCAGAGGAGGAAUUGUGAUAGAGAUCUUGGACACAACGGUCGAAAAGGUGACUACGACAUUGCACAUGAUGGCAUAUGGUAUUCCUGCAUAUGGCCUAGGAAAGGCAUCAGGAAGGACUCAGGGGUCGGGAGGGGAGCCGGGGAUGCACCCAACUUUGGCGGCAUCGCGCUGCCUGAGUAACGAGAGCUUGUCAUGGAGUGGCGGCUCAAUGGUGGUCACGUGGGGGUCGCCCGGCUGCUAAUCGAUGGUGGCGCGGCGGCGAGCAUAUCAGCCAGCGGUGGGGCAGGGGAACUGUCGAAAUCGACGACUUCGGCCGGCAGCGGCCUGAGCUUCUGCGACGGCCAUGGGGGUCUCCACCAGCAGGAACGAGCGGAAGGGCUCGGGGUGGUCGAGGAGUGGCAGUGGCGGUGAGAAUCGGCCGGUGCUGAGGAGGGAUGGGGAGCGGCAGGGGCGGUGAAAUUUCAGGUCGGGGCGGUUGGGGUUCCCGCCGCAGCGUUUUGCGUUUUUGGUCUGCCGCUAGUGGAUUGGUAUAUUUACCAAUUCGAUAGCAAUUUUAGGCUAUAUCCUAAAUUGGUUUGGUCGCCAUACAUGUUUUAGCCUAAAAUUCUGUUUUUUUUUUGGUUUCGGCUGCAUUUUUUGGUCUGCUGUUGGAGAUGCUCUUAGAAUGUAUGACACCUCCUCCAAAUCUAUCCAUAUUUUUGAUCCACUAUCCUUUAGUAUGUUUAAUUGGAUUUGCAUGCUGAUGGAGUUUAGAAUGGCUGAUAUGUUUCAACAUAGUUUAUUAUUCUAUAAUUGUUGGUGACACUACAAUAGUUAGCACGCAUUUUUUAUGUGCUUAUAGAUCUUUACCAUCCAUGCAAAAUAAUUUUCUUAUUCUCUUCUCUUCUUUUCAGUUCAAGAAAUUAUCUUAUCCUUUUAUUGUUUAAUUACUAAUGACAUAGAGCUGUUCUCAUCUUGAAAUUCAGUUUAGGUCUUCACUCGUGUUCGAUUUGGUAGAAUACAUACACUAAGAAUGAUAGUGGGUAGAAUGUACAAUAUAUGCUCUGCAUUCAUCUAGGCUCCAGCAAGGAUUGCCUUUGCCUCGCUGUAUUUACUGUUGUUCAAGCAUGUUGUCAGUUUGAUUAACAGAGACUGAAAGCCAAAUUGCAUGUGUUCCACACUUGUUUAAGCCUUAAGCAGUCCCGGGGCUUCUCUGAACGGUCAUAUUCGUGUUGGUGUUUUGCCCUUGCAAGGCUAAACUCUUUUGUUAACAACUACAGAAAUUUUGUCAGGCUGCAGCAUAGUUCCUCUACAUCAAACUGCUACCCAGGAUAUUUGAAAUUCCCUUCUAUGUUGGUGACUUGU
Messenger RNA from Triticum dicoccoides, 3175 nucleotides. RefSeq names its product putative FBD-associated F-box protein At5g38570. NCBI's taxonomy places the organism in Eukaryota, Viridiplantae, Streptophyta, Magnoliopsida, Poales, Poaceae. Gene Ontology annotation, molecular function: protein binding. Bases 442 to 1818 code for a protein of 458 amino acids. The record is from RefSeq and is a predicted model, not a curated record. The transcript has 5 exons.